Lepus europaeus (European hare) is the source of this 2929-nucleotide messenger RNA. It is a transcript of the gene CTNS, whose product is annotated as cystinosin, lysosomal cystine transporter. Gene Ontology annotation, molecular function: L-cystine transmembrane transporter activity. Gene Ontology annotation, biological process: L-cystine transport. Bases 155 to 1294 code for a protein of 379 amino acids. The record is from RefSeq and is a predicted model, not a curated record. The transcript has 12 exons. NCBI's taxonomy places the organism in Eukaryota, Metazoa, Chordata, Mammalia, Lagomorpha, Leporidae. Gene Ontology annotation, cellular component: lysosomal membrane.
CGGGUCAGGUGACCGCUGUCCCGCCCUCACACAAAGUCUGCCCAGCCCGGGAGCCCGGCACUCUCCGGAGCGACACCUGGCGCGAGGUUCACGCGUCCCGUGAGGUCGGUCCUCCGAGCCCCGCGGCGCUCGCAGUUCCGGGAAGCCGUGGAACAUGAGAAGGAAUUGGCUGAUUAUUUUUAUCCUUUUCUCCCUGAAGCUUGUGGAGAAAUGUGAGUCAACCGUCAGUCUCACUGUUCCUCCCGUUGUGAAGCUGGAAAAUGGCAGCUCGACCGACGUCAGCAUCACCCUUGGGCACCCGUUAAAUACUAGCUUGGUGAUCACUUUGGAAGUCACCUUCCGUUCCAAAAAUGUCACCAUCCUGGAGCUGCCUGGUGAAGUCGUGGUGCCUCCCAGAGAGACAAAUUCCACUUUUCAAGUGACGUCGCAAAAUGUUGGACAAGUCACCGUUUAUCUGCACCAAAAUAACUCCAACCAGACCGGCCCCAGGAUCCGCUUCUCAGUGAUCCGCAGCAACACCAUCAGCAUCAUAAACCAGGUGAUCGGCUGGAUCUACUUUGUGGCCUGGUCUGUCUCCUUCUACCCGCAGGUGAUCAAGAACUGGAGGCGGAAAAGCGUUGUUGGUCUGAGCUUCGACUUUGUGGCCCUGAACCUGACAGGCUUUGUGGCCUACAGCGUGUUCAACGUCGGCCUCCUGUGGGUGCCCUACAUCAAGGAGCAGUUUCUCCACAAAUACCCCAACGGCGUGAACCCCGUGGACAAUAAUGACGUCUUCUUCAGCCUGCACGCGGUUGUCCUCACUCUGAUCGUCCUCGUGCAGUGCUGCAUGUAUGAGCGAGGCGGCCAGCGCGUGUCCAAGCCAGCCAUUGGCUUCCUGCUGCUCUCCUGGCUCUUCGCAUUUAUCACCAUGAUUGUGGCCGCGGUUGGGGCCACCACGUGGCUGCAGUUUCUCUUCUGCUUCUCCUACAUCAAGCUCGCAGUCACGCUGGUCAAGUAUUUCCCACAGGCCUACAUGAACUUUUACUACAAAAGCACCGAGGGCUGGAGCAUUGGCAACGUGCUCCUGGACUUCACCGGGGGCAGCUUCAGCCUCCUCCAGAUGUUCCUCCAGUCCUACAACAAUGACCAGUGGACCUUGAUCUUCGGAGACCCAACCAAGUUUGGACUUGGCGUCUUCUCCAUCUUCUUCGAUGUCGUCUUCUUCAUCCAGCACUUCUGCUUGUACAGAAAGAAACCGGGGCUUCAGGCAGCACCCGCAGGUCUGGCAGCCAUCUCAGGCACGACUGGGCGCUAAGCUUGCAGUGGAGGCCUUGCCCCAAACAGCUAUUGUUUCUGGGAGCAGCGUGAAGGGCUGGCCGUAUAGCCAGCACAGCCAAGGGUGCUUUGCUGCCACCGCUGUUCUCAGAGACCCAGGGGCCAGAUGCUGUGGCCGACGGACCGAGGUGCUGGUGCUGGUGGCAGAGGGGCCAGGACUUCGGGGUUAGGCCUUGGGCUGCUUUGGCUGAAGGACACUGUUUCUGCCUAACUCGGCUCCCUCCACUGCAGGAGCAGUGGCUCGGGCCAGGGCCUGGUAGAGUAUUUCCCAGCCCCGAGCUGCCCAUGGGUUGGCUCAGAACUGGACUCAGGCCAGUGAGCCUAUCACACUAACUCCUUGCAGCCCUGGGCGAGGGAGGUUUCACAAGUGGCUGACUUGGUUCUGCCCUCUCUCCUACCUCUACUUUCCCCGAGCCCGGGGGCCCCAUGGGCGCAUGCCUUACUGCCCCUGUCUCCGCCAGUCUGUGCCUUAGGACCUGUCAGACCUACCUGAGCAGCGCUCCUGGAGUGAGGGGAAGGCCCCCUGCCCUCAUAUCCCCCAGACCCUGCCUGAGACCCCUUUGUGCUGUUCAGGAGCCUGCAGUUAGAACUUGAGCCCAAGUCACUCAGUCUCCACGGGCCCUCCCCUGGCACAGCCCCUCCCUUCCCAGCCAAGCUGAUCUUUGUGGUGGGUGGAAUGGAGGGGGAGGGUCCUAGGAGGUGCCUUGAGCUUGUCAAUCCACUGUUUUUUACUACAAAAUCCCUGUGAGGGGCCCAUGCCCUCGAUUAAACCUGACCUGUUUGUUUUCUGCGCACUCUAAGCACUCACGAGUUUCCAAGGCAGGUGUGGGACCUGCAGGGCCAAGUCCUUGAGGCUUAGGGAGACGCCUCGUUUGCCUCGGGUAAGGCAACGCAUAGGGCUGUGAGGUUUGCUGACCCAACAUGGCCGAGUGCUGACCCUGCACAUCAUCCAUCAUGGAGCCCUCUUGGGCAGGGCAAGAUGCCUGCACACCCAGGGCCAGGUAGGUCUCACAGGUCCCACGGCCUGCUGCUUGUGCUAUGGGUGUAAGCAGGGGCGGGUGAGGUGUGGAGGGCGUGCUGCCCCUGGGAGCCCAGCAGUGGAGGCCUUGCUCUGCAGAUCCUUGUCCAGUUGUAACACAUGCCGAAGAUGACAGCCAGCCCGUGAUGUCUGUAUAUGCUUUAAAAGAUCUCAGACUCUUGACUCUUCUUUAAGAAUCACAUCUGGCAGUGCAAGGCGGGUCCAGGAAUGGCCACACCUUCCCAGGGCUGGUAGGCAGGGGGCUGGGUACUCUGCUUGGACCCAACUGGCCAGACCUCAGCCCCUGGGGACAUCUGGGGUUGUGUCCUGGCUGGGGCAUGUUUCCCAUGACCCCCUGGGUGUAUGAGGCGCAGCCCAGGUGGGAGCUGAAACUGAAUUACACAGGUGGGUUUCAGGCAUUCAGGGCCCAGUCCCGGCCCCCACCCCAGUUCCAGCGCAGGUGCAUCGAGAUGCGGCCCUUGCCCACUACAGCGGUUUCCACAGGAGCUCCAAGGUCCCACCAGCUCGGCUUCCCUGGUAAGAGGACCUGGGAAUGGUCGGGCUUUGUCUUUUUGCCUCAGAGCAGCCAGGGACAAG